AUGACCUUCAAGACGGGAAACUGCAGAUACAACCGGCAGAUAUUCUCUAAUUUCACGAUGCAGAUAAUUAACACCAAACUGUUAAUGGAUAUGGUGCUUGUUUCGACCCUUUCGCAGGGACUAAAGGCGCACUUGGGCUUCGAGUUCCGCCUAACCAAGGGCAAGCCCUACCAGAGUAUAUUCCAGCACGAUAUAAACUACUGUUCCCUAAUCAGAGGGGCCCAAGAGUCGAUCUAUAGGCGGUGGUUCACGUCCAUGCUCAAGGUGGGCAACUUUGCCACGAGCUGUCCCAUCGGGAAGGGCUACUACUAUCUACACGGCUGGACGUUGGACGCCAGCUACGUCCCCUCUUUCUUUUAUCUAGGCGACUACCGCAUCUCCGGCAGAUUUUUCUACGGCCGCUUCAAAAAGAAAGAAGAUAAUCCCCUGCUGGAGUGCUCUGUUGAAGCCGUGCUAAACUAAAGUU
Molecule: messenger RNA, 466 nt
Organism: Drosophila subobscura
Lineage: Eukaryota; Metazoa; Arthropoda; Insecta; Diptera; Drosophilidae
Exons: 1
Coding region: 1-462 (153 amino acids)
Source: RefSeq, a predicted model, not a curated record